CCCAAAUUAAACACGGCGGACGGCUGAGCGGAGCUGAGCGGAGCUGAGCUGAGCUAGGGUUUCACCACACCUCAUCACCACCACCACCACCACCACCGAUCAGGAGAAAAAUGGGGGAUCCCUAUUGGAAUAGGCAAAGUGGGAUGCAACCACCAGCAGCCGGAGGAGGAAUGCUUAAACGUCACCGUUCCGAUUACGAUGUUCCGCCAUCUCGGAUGACAUUAGGACAUGAGAUGCAUAACUAUUUAGCUCCUGAUGAUGACCGAGGUGGACCUCGAAUAGUAAAGGAUACAAAAACCCUUGGAUCAGCAUAUGACCGAUAUCUACAGAAUUCGCAACUUUCUCUUAAUUCUGGAGAAGGUAAUAACUAUGGUGGAGCAGCUUUGAGAGCAGUUGGUAGUGGUAUGCCUACACUUCCAAUACGUGACCCUGUUUCAUCUGGUCGUCCUGGGACUGGUGGUCCUGAACUCGCACCAAGCAGCAGAAGGGUGGGGUAUAGUGGUCAACUCCCUGUGGAGGAAAUACCCAGGACUCGUGAAACUCUUCCUCUUCCUCCAGAUGCUUCAAGCACAUUGUAUAUUGAAGGACUUCCUCCUGACAGCACGAAACGAGAAGUAGCUCAUAUUUUCCGUCCUUUUGUAGGUUAUAAAGAAGUAAGACUUGUUACCAAGGAAUCCAAACAUCGCGGUGGAGAUCCUCUAAUUCUGUGUUUUGUUGAUUUUGCUGACCCUGCAUGUGCUGCUACUGCAUUGAGUGCCCUGCAAGGUUAUAAGAUGGAUGAACAUGACCCAGACUCUUCCUACUUGCGGCUGCAAUUCUCAAGGUUCCCAGGUCCAAGGUCUGGCCCUGGAUUUCGUGGGAAGAGAUAGAAAAGCUUCAGGCCGCUGAUACCUGACUCAAUGCACUCAUUAAACAAUGUAGUACUUUUAUGUGAUACUCGAUUUCAUGUAGUUGAUCCUGAACUUAGUUGAUACUCGACACACCUGCGCAGAUUUGUUUCCCCUCUCCUCUUUGUGGUGGGAGUGGAAGAGGCAGGAGAGAGAUUUGCAAUAGUUUUAGCUUAUUUGGAGCAAUUAAACUUGUUGCACAGAGGGCUGAAGGUGCAUCUUUUAUCAAUUGCAGCUGGUGUUUGUAUGUUGUAUCAAUUAUCUGUUCUUCGCAACCCUUUUUGUGCAUUGGGUGCAUUUCAGGUUUUAGGUUUAGAAUGAUCUCAAUUAGUUGGUUUUCUGUCA
Coffea eugenioides is the source of this 1232-nucleotide messenger RNA. Its product is annotated as RNA-binding protein 2-like. Gene Ontology annotation, molecular function: mRNA binding. NCBI's taxonomy places the organism in Eukaryota, Viridiplantae, Streptophyta, Magnoliopsida, Gentianales, Rubiaceae. The record is from RefSeq and is a predicted model, not a curated record. The transcript has 7 exons. The coding region runs from base 111 to 869 and encodes 252 amino acids.